UGGAGUAUUGAGGCCUCAACCCAAGCAGCUAAUAAUUUAAAUCUUAACAAAUGGAAUAAGGUUACAAUAGUUCCACUAGCGAAUGGUCUAAAAUUGCUAAGAUCCCAUUUAGUUAAACUUGCUGACGAUGCAACGAAAAUUCUGCAGAAUUAUUUGUGACACUACAGUUGAAAAUGCACCGCAAAAGACUAACUCCAAAAAUGUACUAAAAUUAGAAGAUAUUAAAGCGUUUAACAAUCUCAUUGAAUCUGUGUACUGUAGAAUAAUUUUGCUAAACAGAAAACGUUCUGGAGAAUUACAGAGAAUGUCCUUUUACACUUAUGUUAACUCUAUCGGAAAUCAAAAAUAUGAAGAGUUUCAAAAAGCAGUUUCACCUUCUGAAAAAAAAACUAUUAAGUUCAAUGAAGACAGUAGCCAUUAGAGGUAAGAGGGGCAGGGGUGUUCCAGUUUUGUUCAACCCCGAGGUACAAAAUCAUAUCGAUACUUUGCUUGCGGUUAGAAAUGAAUUUGUACCAAGGGAUAAUCCUUACCUAUUUGCUCCUGUUAAAUCUUCUUCACAUUUAAUCAGUUACAAAAUAUUAGGAGAGCACGCAAAAUUAUCCGUUGCGAAAGAUCCUACUUAUAUAACAUCGGCUCGUUUGCGUAAGCAUCUGGCAACUUUAUCACAAUUAUUAAAUUUAUCUGAUGGAGAGAUUGAACAAUUAGCUACUUUCAUGGGAUACAGACAGAACUACAGAAGUUCCUACAGACUGCCAGAUGAUAUUUACCAAACUACUAAAAUAGCGAAACUGUUGAUGGUAAUGGAGAAGGGAACAGCCAACAAAUUCAAAGGAAAAUCUUUAGAUGAAGUAGAAAUUGAUAUGGACAAAAAUCUUUUGGAAGAUAACUUUUCUGAAAGCGAUGUUGAUGGUGACGAUGAGUUAAAGUGUUUGCUACAUGAUGAUAGUGAACCAUCAACUAGUCAAAUACGCCAGUCAAUGGGAGCAAGAAUAGGAUAUUACCUCCGAAUUCUAUCCUACUGCAUGGAUUUUAAUGAAAUUUUGGGCCUAGCUUCUACUUAUCUCCUAAUUCAAAGUCUACCCUAUGCCGAUGUGUGCUUUUAUCUUGGGGGUGGUUCCCACCCCUUCUUAAGGGUGGAAAAUUUUUUGGUUAAAAUUACCACGGAAUUCGCUAGAGAACCUAAUUCUAAGCAAAAACUGUUCCAUAAUUUUUUUUUGAAAACUCAAUACUUUUUGAGAUAUUCGUGGUUGAAAAUUGGCCAUUUUAAUUGAAGCAUAAUACCUUUUCGAACGGUUUUUUGCGAAUACCUUAAAAACUAUGCAUCUAACUAAGAAAACUAUAUUAAACAUUUUUGUAGGUUAUGAAAAAACAAAGAGAGACUUGCCUUAUUAAAUCUUCCAGUUAUACAAAAAAGAGAUAUGGUAGGUGAAAAUAUUUUGUUUUUUGGUACAUUCUCAAAUUGGUGUAUUCAACUUGAAAUAACAGAGAAACGGUCGAUUUUAGGUGUAUAAUGCUACUAAUAUCUUUUGAGGUGCUUGAAAAGACCUUUACAAUGAGCUAUAUUAAAGGUCCAUUACAUUAAAACUGAGCGAGAUAUGAUGCAAACAAAAUUGAUAACUAAUGUAUUUUUAGAAAAAAUGAGAAGUAAUUUUAACCCACAUCCACCAAAAUGUAAAUGCAUAAUUUUCCCUCCAAAAUACCUUUUAUUAUAGUGUUAUUUCUAUGUUCAAAAAGUUGGACGGGUUUAAAAUGAAUGAUUUUUGAAAAAACAAAGAUCAAAUUUUAGAGCGCAUUUUUAAAUUUUCUUAAAAAUUUUCCUUUUUCUCCAUGUAACUUGAAAAUGAUAAGAGAUAGAGUAAUGAAAAAUAAAAAGGAAAUUUUUAUCUGAAAAAGCCCUACAUUUUUGUGUAAUAUCUUUCUUUCGUAUCUCUUAUCUUUUUCGAGUUACAUGGAGGAAAAGGAAGAUUUCUAAGAAAAUUUAAAAAUGCGCUCUAUAAUUUGAUCUUAUUUUUUUCAAAAACCAUUCAUUUUAAUCUAGUCCAACUUUUUAAACAUAGAAAUAACACUAUAAUAAAAAGUACUGUAGAAGAAAAACGAUGUAGGUAUUUAAAUUCUGAUGGAUGAGGGGUUAAAUAUACUUCUCAUUUCUUCUUAAAAUACAUUAGUCAUCAAUUUUUUGCAGAAUAUCUCGCUUAGUUUGCAUGUAAUCGACAAUUAGUAUUGCUCAUUUUAAAGGUCUUUUCAAGCACUACAAAAGUUAUUAGUAUCAUUAUACACCUAAAAUCGACAGUUUCUCUGUUAUUUCAAGUUGAAUACACCGAUUUGAGCAUGCAGCAAAAAAACGAACUCUUCUUACCUACCAUAUCCCUCUUUGUAUUUUAACUAGAAGAUUUAUGAAGGGACGAAUCUCUUUGUUUUUUAUAACCUACAGAAAUAUGUUAUAUAGUUUUUUUAUUAGAUGCAUAGUUUUUAAUUUAUUCGCAAAAAUUCGUACGAAAAAAUACGAAUUCGUACGAAUAACUCAAAAAGUAUUGAGUUUUAAAAAAAUAAUUAUAGAACAGUUUUGCUUAAAAUUAUGUUCUCUAGCCUCUUCCGUGGCUAUUUUAACCAAAACAUUUUUCACCCUCGAGAAGGGGUGAGAACCACCCCCAAGAUAAAAGCUCACAUCGGCAUAGGGUAGACUUUGU
Messenger RNA from Diabrotica virgifera virgifera (western corn rootworm), 2687 nucleotides. RefSeq lists its product as uncharacterized. Bases 321 to 1271 code for a protein of 316 amino acids. The transcript is spliced from 2 exons. Lineage: Eukaryota; Metazoa; Arthropoda; Insecta; Coleoptera; Chrysomelidae. The record is from RefSeq and is a predicted model, not a curated record.